Capronia coronata CBS 617.96 is the source of this 1302-nucleotide messenger RNA. RefSeq lists its product as uncharacterized. The transcript has a single exon. The record is from RefSeq and is a predicted model, not a curated record. The coding region runs from base 1 to 1302 and encodes 433 amino acids. Gene Ontology annotation, molecular function: oxidoreductase activity. NCBI's taxonomy places the organism in Eukaryota, Fungi, Ascomycota, Eurotiomycetes, Chaetothyriales, Herpotrichiellaceae.
AUGGACAGUUCAUCGGGCCACCCUUUCUUUUCCAAUCUGACCACAGUGUCGUCUCAGCAGUUGUCGGGUCUCUCAAGGGUCUGGUCAUAUUAUCUGCUGCCUGCCCUUGUUGCAUACCCUCUUCUCUGUCGGGCCUUACGGUACCGGCGCAUCAAGGCGUUGCAGGCCAAAUACAAAUACGGCACCCCAGCACACCCGUCCCUGGAAGGUAUGACUGUUGACGAGGCUCAUGACAUCGUCCGGAUCAUGCACGAUUUCGAGUUCCCGGCCUUGUUCGAAAAAGGAUUGCAAUUUGCCCUCUUCCGCACCUACGGCAUCCCGACCAUCAGCGACUUGCUGGUCAAGACGACCCAACUAUCUGCCUCCAAGAAUGUCCCUCGACGGUAUGCCGAUACCACGGUGUUACUCUCCGACAUGUACGGAGGCGAACCCACGAGUGACAGAUGCAUUGACGCAUAUGCUCGAUUGAAUUAUUUGCACAGCCACUAUAUCAGACAAGGCAAGAUUUCCAAUGAGGAUAUGUUGUACACACUGUCGUUGUUUCUCAACCAGCCGGUCGAAUGGAUCAACCGGUAUGAAUGGAGACGACUCACAGAUAUGGAGAUCUGUGCCAUGGGGGUCUUCCACAAAGCUAUGGGCGAUGGGAUGGACAUUUCCUUUGAAGUGCUGCCGUCAUAUUCCACAGGCUGGAAGGACGGCCUCCAUUUCUACCGCGAGCUAGAUGCCUGGGCCAAAGAAUAUGAGAGGGUGCAUAUGGUUCCGGACAGGAAGAACUACGACACGGCCGUCGAGACACGAAAACUUCUUCUCAGCACUCACCCGGCUUUCCUGAGGGGUGUGCUGACAAGGGUGGUCAGCGCUCCCCUGGAUGAUCGGCUGCGGGAGGCCAUCAUCUUCGAAAAGGCUCCUCCGUUGUACACGUCGCUCCUCGACGGAUUCCUGGAGGCGCGCCGGCUGUACUUGAGAUAUCUCGCACUUCCACGCCCCUGGUUCACCCGACCCCAGUUAUUGACCAAGGAACCCGACAGCAAGGGUCGAAGGUAUAUUCUCUGGUGGGACACGAUGCCAAUCUAUGUCAAACCAACCUGGUGGAAUCGGUGGGGGCCUGGUGCGCUUGUCAGUGUCUUGCUUGGUGUGCCUCGUCCCGGCGACAAAGGUAUGCACCCUGAAGGAUUUGAGGUCAAGGACGUCGGCCCGACGGUGUUUGUUGGGAAAGGUGUUAAGGAGAUGGAAGCGGGCAAGGAGAAACUGAGACAGGCCAGAACGGGGGGCUGCCCUUUUGCUAUCCGACGGAACACGUAA